This is a messenger RNA of Trypanosoma theileri, 732 nucleotides long. RefSeq lists its product as uncharacterized. The record is from RefSeq and is a predicted model, not a curated record. The transcript has a single exon. The coding region runs from base 1 to 732 and encodes 243 amino acids. NCBI's taxonomy places the organism in Eukaryota, Euglenozoa, Kinetoplastea, Trypanosomatida, Trypanosomatidae.
AUGGUGCAGCUGGCCAUUGUUAAAGUGCCUAUCACCUCUGUACGUGAGGCACUCCUUCUCUCAAAAGAGAGUAAAAGACAAGAAGCCGGAGUGGCAGUAGACGAAAAGUCUAAUCCUCUCACAAAAACAACAACAACGUUAGUUCCUAUGCCAUAUCCCGUGGGCAGUAGCACUCUGCAGGUGACAGGCGUACACGUUACUUUACACAAUAAACAUAAUAAACAUAAUAAACAUAAUAAUAAUAAUAAUAAUAAUAAUAAUAAUAAUAAUAAUAAUAAUAAUAAUAAUAAUAAUAAUAAUACUAACAGGAGUGGCGAUGACAAUUCAUCAUUACAAAGUGACGAAAUCAUUGUCUUCAUUCGAGCACAUGUUAAAGGCGAACUGGACACAAAAACACGCGUUUUCACUGUGGCUGCGAUUACUUUAGGCGGUCUGCGAGAAGUGGGAGAUCCUUCAGCAAAGCGUCGUGCAGUUAAUGACAUCCGUCAGAAGAUCCCUGCAACGGGAAACAAGGGAGGGAAAACGGAAGUGUCCGAUAAGUUUUUGGGGCCGUGUUCAAGCUUCGCUAAGCUUGAUCUCCGAUUACAGAUGGAGAAGAUUAGUUUUUCUGUGGAUGUGUUUUCACCCACGUCUAGGCGUAAACCAGUGAACUACAGUGAUGGGAAGGAUCUUUCAGAUAACUCCCUAACGGUGACAGUCCUCGGUGUGGUCUCGCCUUUGGUGAUUUCGUAA